Octodon degus (degu) is the source of this 4727-nucleotide messenger RNA. RefSeq names its product zinc finger protein 83. Lineage: Eukaryota; Metazoa; Chordata; Mammalia; Rodentia; Octodontidae. Gene Ontology annotation, molecular function: DNA-binding transcription repressor activity, RNA polymerase II-specific. The transcript is spliced from 6 exons. Gene Ontology annotation, biological process: negative regulation of transcription by RNA polymerase II. The record is from RefSeq and is a predicted model, not a curated record. Bases 682 to 3144 code for a protein of 820 amino acids.
UGCAGUCAGCCGGGCAGUGCGGGGCAUUUUAAAUGCAAUCGCCCCAAGUAAUUUUAAUAGCAAGAGCCCGCGGGCACAGAGGCCGUGCGGCCCCCUUCCAGGAGAUCCCAGAGCCGCGCCGCGGCGUGUAACUGCGUCCCCGAGAAGUCCGACUCGGGAGGGCACGACCGACUCCGCGCGACCCCGUCCCCAGAAGCGCAGGCCCCGCCCACGCUGGGCUUCUGGGCUGCGCGCGCAGCUUCCGGCAGACCCGGAAGUGGGUCCGUGGAGGGGAGGGUCGCUGCGCGCGCAGCUUCCGGCAGACCCGGAAGUGGGUCCGUGGAGGGAAGGUCGCAACGCCGCGCACCUCUCCCAGCAGCCCUAGAAUCCUGUGUCUGUAUAUCUCCUCAACUCUGCUGGGGCAACAGACAGGUAGCUCUACAUUCAUAGUCCCCAUGUGACUUCCUGAGCCCUGGAAAUGGCUUCCUGUACAGCCCACAGAAUCUCAGGUUCUCAUUAUGCUGUUGAUGAUGACCUUGAACUGACUGUGUAUUCAGGCUGGUCUUGAUGCAUUUGCCUCAGGCUCCCACAUGCUGACAUUACAGGGAGAGACCUCCACCCCUUGCUAGGACUAUCUUUUAAAAACUGUUACAGAAGGAAGAAGUGUGGAAGAGGAAAAAAAGGAAAGAAAAGGAGCCCAAAAUGGCUGUUAUUCAGGGUCUGUUGACAUUCAAGGAUGUGGCCAUAGAAUUCUCCCAAGAGGAAUGGACAGACCUGGACCCUGCUCAGAGGACUUUGUACAGGGAGGUGAUGUUGGAGAACUAUAGGAACCUGGUCUCCUUGGGCAUCCAUCGUUUUGACCUGGGUGUUGUUUCUAUGUUGGAGCAAGGGACAGAGCCUUGGAGUGUGGAUGGCCGAGUGAAAGUAGCGAGAAACCUGGAUGAGUGGGAAUCUGUCAGAGAUGUGAACACAGAUACUUCUCUUCAAUCUGUCAUCAAGGAAUUUCCUCCAAAGAGGAAAAGUGAUACAGGAGAAAUGUUCCAGUCAGUAAUGUUGGAAAGACAUAAACUCCAUUGUACUGAAGAAUUUUACUUCAACAAAAUCCAGAAAAAUAUAUGUGAUUUUGAGAUUCAUUGGAGAGAGGAUAAAAGAUCUAACACAGGAUUAUGUGGGAAUCAAAAGGAAAAUUUCACUGAUACAAAGGAUGAAUAUAGUAGAAGGGGUACAGAACAGAAACAUACUAAAAGUUGGUUUGGAGUAAGCUUUCAGUCAUGUCUACCUGAACAACAGCUAUUUGAAAUAGAAAGGAAUAUUAGUCAGCGGAACUACACUGAAGAGUCUAUCAGCAGUGAUUCCUCAGUUUCAUCUCACCAAAGAAAUCCUUCUAGUGUCAAAACAAACAUUUUUCAUGAUGAUAAAAAUGAUUAUCUUGAUUCUUUAUUUUUCACACAAGAAUCGGUUAUGUCCAUUGAUACAGAACCAUACAAAUGGAAUGAGUGUGACAAAUCUUUGAAUCAAAGAGCAUGCUUUGCUAUGCAUCAGGUAGUCCAUGCUGGAGAAAAACAAUUUCUAUGUGAGAUGUGUGGAAAGGUCUUCAGUCAGACAUCACAACUGGUAAGUCAUUGGAGAAUGCAUUCAGGAGAAAAACAUUUCAAAUGUAAUGAAUAUGACAAAGAUUUUACUCAGACUUCACACCUACCAGAUCAUCAGAGAAUACAUUCUGGAGAGAAACCUUUCCAGUGCAAUAAAUGUGGCAAGGUCUUUGGUCACAGUCGCUACCUUGCACAGCAUCUGAUAAUUCACACUGGAGAAAAAUCUUACAAAUGUAAUGAGUGUGACAGGGUAUUUACCCGCAAGUCCCACCUAGCAAAUCACCAGGGAAUUCAUUCUGGAGAGAAACCUUUCCAGUGCAAUAAAUGUGACAAGGUCUUUAGUCAUAGUCGCUACCUUGCACAGCACCUGAUAAUUCAUACUGGGGAAAAAUCUUACAAAUGUAAUGAAUGUGACAGGGUCUUUAGUCAUAGGUCAUACCUGGCAAAUCAUCAGAGAACCCAUACUGGAGAGAAACCUUAUGAAUGUAGUCAGUGUGGUAAACUGUUCAGUCAUAGGACAUCCCUAGCAAGACAUCAAAGAGUCCAUACUGGAGAGAAACCUUAUGAAUGUAACCAAUGUGGUAAAGUGUUCAGCUGCAAUUCACACCUUGCAGAACAUCAGAUAAUUCACACUGGACAGAAACCUUUCAAAUGCAGUGAAUGUGGCAAGGUGUUCAGUCGUAGUUCCCACCUUGCACGUCAUCAUCGCAUUCAUACUGGAGAGAAACCCUAUAAGUGUAAUGAAUGUGGAAAGGUGUUUAAUCAGAAUUCAUACCUUAUAUGUCAUCGAAGAAUUCAUACUGGAGAAAAACCUUACAAGUGUAAUGAAUGUAGCAAAGUAUUCAGUCUAAACUCAUCUCUGGCCCGUCAUUGGAGAAUUCAUACUAAAGAGAGAGCUUAUAAAUGUAAUGAAUGUGGCAAAGUCUUCAAUCAGAUAUCACACCUUGCAAAUCAUUGUACAAUUCACAAUGGAGAGAAACAGUACAAAUGCAAUGAAUGUGGAAAAGUGUUCCAUCAAAUUUCACACCUUGACCAACAUCAUACAAUUCACAGUGGAGACAAACCUUUCAAAUGUAAUGAAUGUGGCAAGGUGUUUAGUCGAAAUUGCUACCUUGCGCAACAUAGGCGAAUUCAUACUGGAGAAAAACCUUUUAAAUGUAAUGAAUGUAGCAAGGUCUUCAGUCACAAGUCAUACCUAGCAAAGCACCAGAGAAUCCACACUGGAGAGAAACCUUACAAUUGUAAUCAUUGUGGGAAAGUAUUUGAUGAAACUUCACACUUUGCCCAACAUCAAACAAUUCACAGUGGAGAGAAACCUUUCAAAUGUAAUGAAUGCGGCAAGGUAUUUAGUCACAAUUGCUACCUUUCAAGACAUCUGAUAAUCCAUACUGGAGAGAAACCUUUCCAAUGUAAUGAGUGUGGUAAGGUUUUCAGGCACAAAUCAUACCUAGCAAGUCAUCAGAGAAUCCACACUGGAGAGAAACCUUACAAAUGCAAUGAAUGUGCUAAUGUUUUCAGGUAUAGGUCAUCCCUAGCAAAGCACCAAAGUAUUCAUACUGGAGAGAAACCUUAAGUAUAAUGAAUGAGUUAAGAUCUUUACUCAAGGAGGAGAAAAAUAGUUAAUAAAUUCAGUGGUAUAGCAGUGCUGUUAGUGUGUGUUGAAGCCUAACUAAGCAUGUCAUCCAUACUGGAAAGUGUCAGGCAUGGUCUGUGAAAAUUCUGAAUUUGGAAUUCAUUGGAUAUUAAAUCCUGAAAACAACUGAGAAAUGUCGCAAAAAGUCUUCAGUUUUUGAGCCUUGGAAAACACUGGACAGUUUCUGUCGGAAAAAUAAUUUUCAUGUGUUUAAUAAGGCAAACCUUGAGUUACCUGUUAACCAUAAACUAAUCCACAGUGAAGAGAAACCAUACCAAUGUGUUGAGUAAAAUAAUGGCUUAAGGUGAAAAUCUGACAUUACUAUGCACCAGAAAAUUCAAACUGGAGAGAAAUCUAACAAAUAGAAUGAAGGUAGCAAGUCUUCAGUAUGCACUCAAUCCUCUGUACACAUCAGAAAAUACAUCAACAAAAACGUUAGAAGAAUGGAAUCAUUUUGGAAAAUCUGAGUUCAGACUCAAUUCUGUACACAUCAGAUAACACAUACUGCAGUAUUAUCAUGGAAAUUAAUAAUUAUGGAUAUUCAUGUAAGUCUCCAAGCGUGUUGUCUCAGCCACCAGCCUGCUUGCCAGUGGAAGCGUUUCUCUUCAGGGAACUCAGUUCAGGAUCUCAGGCUGUCAUCCACAAGCACAGGUAAGGAGAUAGGUCAAGGAAUUUUGCAGGUCUUGGGGAUAUCUGGAGACACCUAUAAAUUUACUUGGGACACUUCAAAGAAUUCUGCUCAUUGAGGUGCAAGCUUGCCAGAGAACUAUAACCACAGGUGCUCAUUGAGAACUUGCACCUGUCCUCUGCCUUCAGUCCAUCCCUAUGAAAGGGACACACUUCUCUUUGGGCCAAAGGUCUUAUUGCACUCUGCUUAAAGCCAGGCACAAUAAAUUCUAUGCCAUGUUGCUUUUGAACAAACCUGGUGGUCUCUGCUGCUUACAUAUGUUACAUUUGGAAGCCAAUACCCCGGAAGGGAGACAAGCUGUUCUUUGAAAGGCUUUAAGUUCUCUUGGUCCUCUCUACCUGCUAAGACCACCUGGCAGUGUCCUCAGAUCAAGGGGCCUGUAGCUGUUCAGCGUCUGACAGAUCGUGCUGGGCAUUUCAGAUUGGGUAAGCCCUCAAUAUGCUUUUUUUUUUCUGGCUGCUAAGAAACCCAGGCAGCUCCCCACUUCCUGUUACUCUGUGCCUUUAAAGCCCCCUUCCUCUUAUUGUGUGGGCAGCUGUUUCUGCUGCUGAAGUUGCUGUCUCUCUUAAACUGAGCCCCCUCUUCAAUGAAACUCCUUCCUUCCUUUUUGUGGUGGACUGCCUCACAGUUCUGCUGUCUUUUAUCCCCUGAGACAGAAAACCUGUCUUCACCUUCCAGGCCCAUGUAACCUAGUGUUAGUCAUGGAUAGACCUUCCCCAGGGAGACUGGCUCCCAUCACUGAUUGACUAAGAAGUAUGACAACUGCCUACUAUCAUUCCUUUGUUUGCUUAUGGCCUUGACUUUAACUGAAGACAUUCAUUUCUUUCUUUUUUUC